Molecule: messenger RNA, 5516 nt
Organism: Schistocerca americana (American grasshopper)
Lineage: Eukaryota; Metazoa; Arthropoda; Insecta; Orthoptera; Acrididae
Product: laminin subunit gamma-1-like
Exons: 21
Coding region: 1-3855 (1284 amino acids)
Molecular function (GO): protein binding
Source: RefSeq, a predicted model, not a curated record
AUGUCCGCAGGCUGUGAGUGCAACGGCUUCUCGCGGCGGUGCUUCUUCGACGCGGCGCUGGAGCGCGCCACGGGCAGGGCGGCGCACUGCCUCGACUGCCAGGGCGACCGCGAGGGUCCCGCCUGCGAGCGCUGCCGGCACGGCUUCUGGGCCCCGGGAGCGCGCGCCGCCUGCAGGCCGUGCCGCUGCCACCCGCUAGGAUCAAAGAGUCAGCAGUGCAAUAGUCAGGGACAGUGUAUAUGCAAGCCUGGAGUAACUGGUAACAAAUGUGAUAAAUGCAGAGACAAUUAUUAUGACCUCUCAAAUGAAGGAUGCAAGCCAUGCAUUUGUAAUGAAGCUGGGAGUGUUGCUAAUAAGUCUACAUGUGACCCAGUCACAGGUUUGUGUAACUGCAAGGAAAAUGUUGAGGGAGAUAAAUGCCACAGGUGUAUAUAUGGAUAUUUCAAUCUUGAUGAAAAGAAUAUAUUUGGCUGCACACCUUGUUUUUGUCAUGGUCAUUCAAUGGAUUGUGAAAGUGCUCAAGGAUAUUCAAAAUCAGUCAUCAAAAGCACUUUUGAAUAUGAUGCAGAAGGCUGGAAAGCAGAGGAUCAUGAUGGGUUUCCUGUAAAGAUAAAAUAUGAUGCAGACAUCCAGGCUAUAGGAAUAAAUGCUUCACAGGGUGAACCAGUAACAUUCAUAGCCCCAGACAGAUUUUUAGGUGACCAGCGAGCAAGCUACAACCAGCUGUUUUCUUUCAAGCUUUGGUUGCUGGAAGAUGGCAAAGACAUGACAUUUGGCGAAAUAAUUAUUGAAGGCGCUGGAAAAAUUCUUAAACAGGUUAUCUAUGGAAACUCAAUUCCUACAUCAGCAGCACCUAAGCAGUAUCAAACGUUUCGUCUUCAUGAACAUCGUGUGUAUGAAUGGCUGCCUCGUUUAUCCUCUCAAGAAUUUAUUCACAUUUUAUCCAAUAUAUCAUCUUUCCAGAUCAAGGGAACUAGCAGCACUAAAGGCACAAUAUUUCUGGACGAUGUGGAACUUGGAACAGCUGUUCAUGGAAUGGGAGACAUCACAGCCAAAUGGGUAGAAAAGUGUGUAUGUCCAAAUGCUUACACUGGUCAGUUUUGUGAAUCAUGUGCCCUUGGCUAUUACUGGGAAACACAUAAUGAGCAUCUGACUGAGUGUGUGCCUUGCAGCUGCAAUGGACAUGCUGAAAUGUGUGAUGAGAAUACUGGACAAUGUAACUGCCAGAACAAUACAGCUGGUCAUAAUUGUGAGUUAUGUGCAAAAGGAUUUUAUGGAAAUGCUUUACAAGGGUCAGCAUUUGAUUGCAUGCCAUGUCCUUGUCCAAAUGGUGGACCCUGUCUUUACAAUGGAAGCAAUAUUGUUUGCCUGGAAUGUCCAGUUGGUUAUACAGGACCUCGCUGUAAUAUCUGUGAAGAUGGGUAUUAUGGAGAUCCUGAUGGCAUUAAUGGACCUGUCAUGCCGUGUCAGCCUUGUGAGUGCAAUGGUAACAUUGAUUUCAAUGUUACUGGGAACUGUAAUGCUACUACUGGAGUAUGCCUGAAAUGCAUUUUCAAUACAGAAGGAGAACAGUGUGAAAGAUGCUCACAAGGUUUUUAUGGUAAUGCCAUAUCUUCCAUCAAAGGAAACUGCACACCAUGCCACUGUAAUAAACUAGGUACUUUACAAAGUCUUACUGAUGAUACCAUAUGUGAUCACUUAACAGGACAGUGCCCAUGUAAACCACAUGUUAUAGGAAGAGACUGUGAUACCUGUGCAGAUGGUUAUUUUAAUAUUAACAGUAGUAAGGUUUGUGAGGCCUGCAAAUGUGAUCCCACAGGUUCUGUCAGUCAAAUAUGUGAUAAAGAUAGUGGACAAUGUACUUGCAGAGAAGGGGUUACAGGUAAACAGUGUGAUGCAUGUGAAAUACACACUUACAAGUUUUCAGAGAAUGGAUGUAAGAAAUGUGAAUGUAAUCCUCUUGGGUCAUCUAGUCCACUGUGUGAUAAUUUGGGGCAAUGCUCAUGCCUUGAGGACGUUGAAGGUCUUAAAUGUGAUCGCUGCAAGGAGAAUAUGUAUGAUUUGAAAAAUGGCUGCUUGGAGUGCCCCCAGUGUUACAGUCUGGUUGAAUCUAAUGUGCGUUCCUUACGUCAAUCUCUGCAAAAUCUCAUGGAGAAUCUAAAUGAAUAUGAAAAGAAUUCACAUUCAGAUAUGAGUGAUCAGUUUGAGACACAGCUCUUGGUUACAAAUAUUUCAUUGGACAUCUUCCAGAAGUAUGCAAUGGGAACCCUGAAAGGUGGAGAGGUUGGUCUGAAACAAAAAAUAAAUGAACUUCAGCAAGACCUUGAUGCUACAGACUUUCUGAAAUCGGUUACCGAAAGUGGUACAGAAAAUAUCAUCAACACAAUACAACAGUGUGUUUCAAACAUAACUCAUGCAGAAGAAAUUAUUCAAGCUGUACUGAAAAUAUUAGAGAACAAUACAGAUUAUCUGGAUGUAAUUGGAUCAAUCUCUCUGAAUGCAGCUCAGACAUUAUCAGCUGCUCUGAAUCAUCAAAAUUACCGAAUUUUUCAUAUCGCUAAAGAAGCAAAAGCAAUGGUUGCCAGACAGCAUGAAGAUUUACAGUUCAUCAUGGACACAGCAUCAGCAAGUGUGAAAGUAGCAUCUGAAGUUAACAGAAUGCCCACUGAAGCUAUAAAUAACCAGUAUGCAUUAAGCAAUGAGAAUGAAAAGCUGAAAGCUGAAACUGAAGUAGCAGUCAGUAAAAUGGAAUUAACAAAAGCUGUAACAGAUGAUUCAGUUGAUAAAGUAAAUGAUGCAUAUAGCACAGCUCUUAAUAAUCAUAUUGAGAUAUCGAGUCUUAAUUUUCCAGAAAUGGAUCUGGUAAAAAUACAGUUAGAUGCUACAACAACAGUUGCACAGGCUUCAGCAAUCAUUAGUGUUGCUAUGGAAAUGUGGGAUGAAAACAGAGAAUUAUAUAAUAGCACAGCUGAAAAUAUUUCAAAAUCAAAUAAUUUGCUGAAACUUGUGGCUGGAAAGCAAACACUGGUUAACAGUAUAUACGAAGAAAUACAGGAAAUUAAUGCCAAUGUUGAUAGUACUAUUGAACUAGCAUCUUCAACAUACAAAGAAGUUGCUGAUGCACACAAAAAUAUUCAAGUUUUUGACAAGAAUGUGCAACAUCACAAGAAAUUAGCUCAUUCUGCAGUACUGAAGAUCCCAAAAAUAAAGCAUACAAUCUUAAAUUCACAGAAGAUGACCACCAACAUCAAGAAUCAUAUAGAAGAAUCUGAACUGCAGACUAAUUAUGCUUUAAAAAUGGCCCAUGAUAUUCAGCACACACAUUCAACAAAAAUUUCAGAGGGAAUUGCAAAAAUUAAUCGAGAAUCGGGUGCUGCCAAAGUGGAAGCAAUAAGACUUUUUGAUGAAGCUUAUGCAUUUUCCAGCCGUGUACGAGCAACUAAAGCUGAUUUAACUGCUAUUGAAUAUGCUGGAAACUCAAACAGAAAUAAAAUUGUACAGGUGAAAGGUGACAUAGACCAAAUGAGAUACGAUCAGGUGGAAACAUUAAAAGUAGCACAGUGGUCUCUGCAACAGAUAAGAUCUAUCACUGAAGAAAUGACUAAGUUUUCUGAAUUAGAUAUUUCUACAAUAGAAAUCCUGGAGAGAAAGUUUGUGAUGGCAGAAAAUGAAUUACUGAACAUCAGAUUAGACGAGAGGAUCAGAGUUCUUAGAGAAGCCAGGCAUGAGCAGAUGCAGUGGAUUCAUUAUUACGAAGAUGAAAUUAUAAAACUCAGGGCUGAAGUAGCACACACAGAACAAGUUGCUAAUGCUCUGCCUAAGGCUUGUGGCUCUCGCCUGCAGCUAGAACCAUAACAGAAAAUACCACAAGAAGGUCUACACAAAAAAGUAGUAAAAUGAGACAGUGGUAACUGAACAGUUCCUCAUGAAACCUGGAAGCUAAUACAGACACCACAUUGAUGUUUUCUGGGAUAACUAAACUAUCUUAUUUACGAUUAGUGUCAGUAGCAUAUAAUAAUAUUGUAUCAAUUGUAGCUACUUGUAUUUGCAGUUGUGGACAGCCAUAUUUCUAUAGAAACACUGUGAACAACACUAAUAUGAUAGUUGUGAACCAACCAUGGUGAGAUACGAAUGUUUAACAGUUGCUGCAAUACUAAUCAAAAUAGCUCUGAAACUUCAGCUAAGCACUAAAUAUAGAUUUUGUUUCCUACAUUGUGUUUAAAAUCUAUGAAAAUAUCUGCUUAAUAUACUUCAAAUACCAAAGAUAUAAUAAAUAUUUGUUUGUUGCUUUUCUAAACAAUAAAACAAUUAAUUUCCCAUUUGUAUCAGAUUAAAAUAUGAACACUAUUGUUAUUUAGUUGUGUAGAAAUGGUCUACAUAUCUUUACAUUCCCUAAGAGAGUCAAACUGAUACUGAAACAAGUUCUACCUGCAAGUCUGCAAUUAAAACAUUACUGAUAACAAUCUUAGUGUUAAUAUACUGUAACUAAUAUCAUCAGAGAAAUUUCAUUGUAAGGUUGUUUUGAAAUAGAAUUUAAAACACCUUGAAGAAUUAAGAAAUAGACAUCGAUAGUAAUACAUUAUUUUUAUGUUGAAUGUAGAGGUGUAAAAGGCAAAGCUUUGAGAGAUAUGUAAUAUUGGUUUACCUUGUUGCAUGCCAUCAUUAAUAAGCUAUGAGCCUACACUGUGAGUAUGGUAUGCCAUUUUUUGUGUGAUGUACACAACUCUGGAAGAAAGAAAAGUGCUCAAUAAACAAUGUACAAGGUGUUUCACAAUUCCUAUUACUGGUUUCUGGGGGCUUUAUACGGAACUUAGUAGAUAAUGGUUUGAUAAGCAACAUACAUCAAGAAAUGUACUGUUUGAUGUAAAAUAAGUUGGAAGAUUUGAUCAGUUUCAAAUUUCCGGCUUCAUGGCACAUACACAGUAGAGAAAAUGGCCAUGAGUGCUCUUGGUGACUCUAUUGUUUGUUGCACAAGGUGUAUCUGCAAUGGAUGCUUUCAGCCACAUGUUCCACAAACACUAAUGCUUGUCCACAGAGCACCACUGUCAACCUUCUUAGUUGCGAGCAUACCAGUUUCUUGCAGCUAUUGAUGUAUUCUGAUGAAAAAGGUAUGUGAUGGACUGAGAGGAACUAGAAAACAUUCUCAAUAUAUGUGUUGUGCAGCUCUCCCAUUACAUACUGUAUUGUGAAGUGAGAAUUUGAUCAAUCUGAUCUUCAAAUUUAUUUUAUAUAAAUGAUACAUUUCUAGGCAUGGAUUUCUUCUUAAAACUUUAUCUACUGACUCCCCUCUACAAUAUUUAGAAAUGUGUGAUAGCAAUUGUGAAAUACAAUGUACAUACAGUUAUCAUCAGCAUUGUAACUAUCAAUCAUAGUACUGCUGGCAUUAGUGAAUGCUCUGUAAAUAUGCUCGGGUUCUAGGUUUUGUACUAUUCAGUGUGUCAUAAAAUAUUUGACCACCAUAUUGACUUUGUUGUAUAAAUUUAUAAUCAAUGAAAUUUUGGUAAGCAUUAAAUAAC